CAGCUAUUUCAUGCCAAUUUAUGUUAUCAACAAGAAGUCACACGAUUGUCUGGUGAGUUCAAGUCGGCAAUGUCUAACCUGAAAAUUAUUUAUACUAGUACCAAUUAUCAUUUUGAAUAAAAUGCAUCAUAACUAUAUUCAAAAUAUUAUCAGUUAUGCUGUUGUGUAUGCUCUUCUUACAACCAAAGUAAAAGGGUAAAAAAAAAAAACUUUUCAAUAUUAUUUAUAUAAUUGAAUUGAUAUUAAUGCCGGCACCGGGUAAUAGUAAUAGUAAUAGUAAUAAUAAUAUCAUUGUGGCAGUGAUCCCGCUCCGCGUAGUAUUGACUCUUGUCUAUGACUAUUGUACUAGUACUAAUGGUAUUUAGAAUAUUUAGGCCUCGUAUUAUUAUUUACUAUUUGAUAUAGUCCUAGGUAUUAAUAUAUUUUAUUUAGUUUAAAAAAAUAAGUUUUACCAAAAAAACUUUUUGAUUCAUACCUCAUACUCAUAGUGUCAUAUGUUGCUAUGUCAUUUUUCAUAGCCUAUAACUAUAGUAUAUAACACUAUUAUCAAACAUAACAUUGAAAUAAUUAAUUAAUGUAAUUAACUUUUUUUUUUUCCUCCCCAGCAGCCCAGCAUUACACGCUGUACUUUGUUUUGGCUAAGCCAUUCAUCAUGUCAAAGUGUUGCCUCUAAAUAAUGAUCAAGAUUAACAUCCUCAUUGCUACUUUGAUAAACAUGGCCACCAGAUUGUUCAAAAGCAGUAAGUCUAUUUUGUCCUGGUUCACAGGAGUGAGCACAUUGACCACAAAAUUCUGUCCCUGGUUUAUAGUUCUAAAGAAGGCUCUAGGCCUGUAUAUCUUCAAAAACUGAUUUCUUAACAUGUAUCCAUACAGAAAUUGCGCUCUUCAACACAGUCCUUACUGAGAGUUCCCAGUGUAGAUGAGCACAGUAAUAAGUCAUACGGAGUGCGCUCUUUUUAAGCUAUUUAUUGCACCUAAAUUGUGGAACAGUUUGCCUCAAUCUUUGAGGGAAAUUGAAAAUGAUAAAAAGUCAUUUAAGAAACAAUUAAAGACUUUUUUCUUUAAAUAGAUUUUAGGACAUCAGAGUGCUGUGAGCAUGCUAAAAUAGCAUGGACACAAGCGCUGUAAAAUUCAUCAUCAUAUUUAUGCAUUCCAUGUCGCAGGAGCUGUCAGAAUUUUCAUUGUGAAAAUGUCAUAGCCUAUCCAUCUUGGGGUUUAAUUUCAGGGUUUGCCUUCUUUUAGAUAAAUUUCUAUCCAAGGUAACUAGUCCAAUUCACCGGGGAUGCUGGGGAUAUUUUUGCUUGUCUAGGCAUUUUCUGGGGAUUGAUCUCCAGUCCAAUAACUUUGGAUUUCAGUAAUAUUUAUGCUCUUUGGAUUGCCUCAGUUCAGAACAGGGCCACCCAAUAUAUAAUAUAAUAUACCAUUUGAGCAACAUUCAACAAAAAGGGCCUUUAGCCGGGCAUAGUGGUUAUGCAAUCAUACAUACCAAGUGAUAUUUACAUGCCUUGUACUAGCUUUAUAAACAUGGUUUAUCCUUAGCUAGUUAGUUAGUUAUUUUUAAUAAAUUGUUAAAUUGUUAUUUUGAUGAUGCUGCUUAUCAGAACCUUUGUUUAGGUCAAAAUAGCAGUUUAUUGUUUGUUUAUUGUAAUGCCUAUUUAUAUGUGCAAAGUGAACUUAUUUCAGCGUAGAAGUAGAUUUAAAAACAAUGUAUGGUCCACAAGUUUUGGAUUUUAGGUUACCUACAUUUUAUCCUAGAGCAUAAUUAUUACUGAUAUCUAGUUGCUAUUUACCUAGUAACUGGGAAACCUAGGGGCAGACAGCUCACAGGUGGACCAAGACUGAGAUGGAUCAAUGAUCUAGAGAAGGACUUAAACCAGCUAGGGGUUCGUGCAUGGAGGCAGAAAGCCAUGGAUAGAUCUGAAUGGAAGGAUGUGGUGGUGCAGGCCAGGGCCCUACAUGGGAUAUAUAACCACUCCAGUUUUUUUUUUUGGUAGUUUUUUUUCUCUUGAUUUUUUUCAUUGGUUUUUAGAAAUCUGUUCUCAGGGUUUUAACUCCAUGUGGUUGGCAUGAUGCAUCUUUAAAAAAAGCUUUUGUACUUAAUAAUAAAAGUUUAAAGAAAUUAUAUAAUUUUGUUAAAGUAUUGAGGGCCGGCACAUCAUCACUCAUUUAUUUAGAUAUCGUCAGACAUAAAAAUAAUUUUACUUAAAUAGCUUUGCUUAGGUUGGUCAAUUUUUAAAUAUUACCGUACUUUUGUUUUCUUCAAUUUCAGUUUUGACAUGGUCCCCUCAAAGUUCAGUGUCCCGAUUUUUAAGUGUCAUCAAUCAACCAGAUCUUUUGGCCAUCAGAAAAGAUUUACAGAAAUUUGAAGGAGGAUCCGUAGAUUUACAUACUGAUGAGGAGACAGGGAUAGCUGUUAUGACUUUAAAUAACCCAGAGAAAAGAAAUUCCUUGACAGGUUUGUACAAAAAGUUUUGAUUAAACCUUGCAAAGUUAUUAAUAAUUUGUGCAUUACAUGGUUAAAAACUGUAUGAUGAGAAUAGUAAUUUUGGGUUUGACUAGCUGCACAUCUGAAUUUGUAAAUUUAGGCUUGAUAAAAAUUAAUUUGUUUCAGCAGUAAAGAAUUGUACAGUUGUCCUUCACCCCUUUGGGCUUCGGCUUUUGCGGCUUAAAUCUAUCGUGUUUUUUUUUUUCAAAUAUAACACGUAUACAUUGAAAAGUUGACAGAGAUAGUGAAAAUGAUACAGUGCGCUUUUGGUUGUCUAAAUCAAUUACACACCCCUGUAUUAAAAUUUAAAUUACUUUAUGUAUGGACUGUAGGUCUAUGUAUUCAAGAACCCCCAGGGUGUCUAAUAAUUUUUAAAACUGUAUUUAGAGGAUCGUGAACAGGUUUUAUACACUCUAUCAAGAUAUUCCAUUAAUAAAUAAAGAAUCCUACUUCGUGGAAAUUCACUUAUCGCCGUAGAGUCUGGAACUGAUUAACAGGAAUAAAUGAGGAGCGACUGUAUUCAAAGCUUUAAAUGAAAUACACUUCAUUGUGUUGACCUACCCUGAUUUUCUUGUCCUUUUCUUGAAAAAAGAACAAAGUAGCGUGUAGUAAUUUGAUUUGUUUUGUUAUGGUAAAAUUGAUAGGGAAAAAAAUUUUAGUGAAGCAUAAAUAGUAAGUAGACUUAGGCUUAGAUGGAUGGAUGAGAUGGAAAAAGAUCUACAGCAGCUGGAAACCCAACCAUGGAAAAGAAAAGCAUCAGUGGUGAGGUAGGCCAAAGCCCUACAUGGGCUGUACUGCCACAGGGAUGGAUAUUAAUAUUACUGAUUGCAGGCAGACUAUGGAUACAAAUUUAUUAGUAAACUUGCUUGAAAUAUAUCCAAAUACAUCAAGCAUUUCCAUUUUCCCGUGCUUUUCAUUGAAGCAUUAAGUUAAAAAUAUUGCCCAUGGACUUGAUGUCUGUCUCUAUAAAUUUUAUAAUAAAUAUGAUUUAUACAAAAGUAGCUUAAGAAACACCACAACUAUUGUUAAGGAUAUCCAAAUAAAUCAUCAGACAAACAGAUACAUUCAUUAAAUUUACAAGCUAAAAAAACAACAAAAAACACUAGUGAUAGACAAAGAUUUUCAAAUGUAAUGCCAAAGCUCAUACUCUACUAUAUUUCUUUUUAUAGGUUAUGUCAUUUAUUACCAUCUCCUACAUAUAUCUUCAUAACUACCAAAUCAUAGCUAAGACAGUGGAAUGUUGGUGGAAUGUUGGUGACAAGUGACAUGAAAACACAUACUAACCCAUGACUCUCAACAGACGUAAACAAAACAAUAUUUGUUUCAUCUUUUUAUCCCAGAUGAAAAAAUGUUUCCCAAUUGCAGGCAAGAUGAUGGUUGACAUGGCCGAUCGGGUUUCACAGUUAGAGAAGUGGGCCAACGGAAGGGGACUCAUAGUACUAGGAACAGGAGGGCAUUUUUGCUCUGGUGGAGAUUUAACAUUUGUUCAAAAAGCUCUGCAUUAUGGGGGAGAAAUGGCUGCAUUCCAACAUGAUACCUUGACUCGUCUCCACAAUCUGCCUUUAGUUAGUGUAGCUCUUCUGCAAGGUAGGUCCCUACCAUUUUCCACAUUUUUAAUGUACGGCAACUAUAAAUUUAACUUGUUACGGUAGAUUUUCUUUUAAAUGCAAAAUUCAACUGUUCCAAUUAUAAGAGUGCAAUGGAUGUAGAACCACAUUGUUUAUUUGUUAAACUAUGUGCCCCAAACCAAAGGGGAAGAUGACUUUAAACAUUGUUUAUUUGUCUUCUGGUAAAAUAAACUAUGUGCCCCAAACCAAAGGUCAAGAUGACUCUAAACAUUGUUUAUUUGUUUUCUGAUAAAAUAAACUAUGUGCCCCAAACCAAAGGGGGAGAUGACUCUAAAUUUUUGGGGGUUUAAGGUUAUGUGAAAUUAACCGAAACUUUUUGCCGAGUAAAUUGAUCUCUUCCUCCUCUUCCUCAGGACACACACUUGGCGGAGGUGCUGAACUGUCAACAGCCUGCGACUUCAGGGUCAUGUCCUCUACCGCUAGGAUCGGCUUUGUUCAGAUCAAAAUGGGAGUGACGGCUGGCUGGGGAGCAACGACAAGACUUGUUCAUUUGUUGGGUCGACACAAGGCCUUGGGCCUGCUGUCUUCGGCAAAAGUUUUUUCAGCAGAGGAAGCCCUAGGUGAAGGGUUGGUGGAUCAUAUAUUACCUUAUUCCCUGGCCCAGAGUGAAGAACUUGAUGAAUGUAAAAAAUGGCUUUCAUCUAAUUAUUGUGCUUAUGAUGCAGAUUUGAUUCAGGGUGUCAAAUCCUCUGUGGUAUAUAGUGAACUGAAUCCUGAUAUAAAUACUUCAUUGAAGUUUGAACGUGAAGUGUUUACUAAAUUCUGGGGCGGUCCACUACAGAAGGCUGCUUUGGCUGCUAAGAUAAAACAUAAAUAAUAUUUUAUUAGUACUUUUUUUAUGAGGUGGGGUUAAUAAAAAAAAAGAGACACAGAUGUUGGUUGC
Messenger RNA from Lymnaea stagnalis (great pond snail), 4996 nucleotides. The record is from the annotation of a GenBank genome assembly. NCBI's taxonomy places the organism in Eukaryota, Metazoa, Mollusca, Gastropoda, Lymnaeidae.